UCUACUGAAUUCUCUCCUUCUCAAAUAUUACUACUACUUAGUGUUCAAAUUUUGAUAUUAAGGUAUGGCUAAUUUGUUAGCUGUUGAGAACUGGACAUGGAUCGACGGUUGUGAUGACUUGAGCAACUUCGACGUGUCACAAAUCGACGGUGACAUUGUUAUGUCUUUACUUGAUGACAUGCAAGGUGAUGAUCAUCAUGAUGAUGAGAGAUUAACGAGUGUUAUUAGAUGUCUUGAAGCCGAAAUUGAUCAGACUCAAUCUUAUCCUACUUUUAAUAAUGUAGUAUCUGAAUUGGUAGUAAGGGUCCAUGGUCAUGAUUCUUUCCAAGACAAGCAAGAGAGAAAUUAUAAUGGUGAAAAGUUGCAAUCACAUAAUACUAUUGGUCAAUGUCAAAGCGAAGAUUUUGUUGAAUCAAAUGAUCUUGAUUUUAGUUGGAUGGAGAUGGAGAUGGUCUCUUCAUACCCUAGCGAUGAAAUGAACUUGUGGUACAUGGACAACAACUAUGGACAAGGUUAUGAGGUUGUUAGUGGGAUCUCUAACUACUCUGAUACCAUUUCCUUUGAGGAAAAUGAUUAUCAUUCUUUGUGGCAAGAACAAAACGUAUAAAGUUUUUGUUUAGAUAUAAAUUUAAAUUGGUGUAAGAAAAGAAAGAAUGUUGAUAACUAAAUUAGACAUUUCACUCAUUAUAUACAGAGUACUUUAAUUAAAU
Molecule: messenger RNA, 710 nt
Organism: Solanum stenotomum
Lineage: Eukaryota; Viridiplantae; Streptophyta; Magnoliopsida; Solanales; Solanaceae
Exons: 1
Coding region: 65-607 (180 amino acids)
Source: RefSeq, a predicted model, not a curated record